Acanthoscelides obtectus is the source of this 3044-nucleotide messenger RNA. The record is from the annotation of a GenBank genome assembly. NCBI's taxonomy places the organism in Eukaryota, Metazoa, Arthropoda, Insecta, Coleoptera, Chrysomelidae.
CGACUGCUACCGUAGUCGCACGCGCUGCACGCGUCUUGUCCCGCCACACUCGCAUUAUCGAUUCGCCAUUUUGGACGCUGCCUGCCGCCACGGCUGAAAAUAGCGCCGCGACGUCUCUGACCGACGCCACCGACGCCAUCACUUUAGGUCCCUUGUUGUGCGUCGGGUGGCCUUGGCGGAUGCAUCUAGCGCAGUCCCACUGAAAACGAGCACCCAGCUGAUAUACGAGUACUAUAUCCUUGCAUUUCGCGUCAGGCAUGUCAUGUAAGUGCAUAUAAACUAUCGUUACUACUAUUGUUGUUGCUAUGUCGGAAUUGGAACUGCAUUUGUGUUUGUGACGCGAUAGAAGCUGUUCGCUGGGAGCUUCAGAGACAUCUAGUCUACAGAGUGCGGUGCAUCACAACUACGUAACGUUGGCCACUAAGUAGAGUUCAAAAUUUAUAAAUGGAUAGCCGAAAACAAAAUGGACACCCCGGCGUACGCAGAAGACUUAAUUUCGAUGAUGGAGCUCCCGAAUGGGAGAAUAGACUUCAAACAAGAAUUUCUCCCGCGAAAUCCGUAGAGUUGACUCUUGAAAUGAAUGAGGAAAGACUAAAGGCUGAAAGGAAGAGAGCAGCUGAGAAAUGGAAUUUCGAUUUCGAAAACGAAGUACCUCUAGAUGGAGACUGGGAGUGGGAGAAGGUGGAAACACCUUCUACAGAGGCAAGAAACGGUGUUAGGAACGAGACUGAUAGUAAUAGGAAAGCAAGGAAUGCAUAGAGCUGUAUAUUUAUAUUUUAUAUAUUUAUACUGAGAUUUAUACAAAACUAAGCAUACACAUAGGUGUACUUUAUUUACUUUUUUAUAGAGCAUCUAUAUAUAUACACCUAUAUAUUAUAUACAUUUUACCUUGUUUAAAUGAUUUUUAUUAACGAUUGUGCAAUGUGAUUGAUCGAAAAUGGUCAUGAUUGUUGAUAUAUCUCAAGAGUGUCAUAUGACAAUUUUCUAAACAAAAUGAAUUACGAAUAAUUAUAAUGUGAAGAGGUACACCAUCCAAAGCAUGGAAGGCAUAUCGCAACCCUAACUGCGCAUAAACACAAGCGACAAGUUGUCGCGCCGCAAAAUAAACGCCCGUUAAACCUGCAACAACUUGCUGUUCCAGUGUAUCUGUUGUAGUCACCGUUCUUGGCGGUUACGUCAUCAACGCCAUAUGAAAUAAGUAAACAGAUCCAGUCUCCGUACGAUAGGCGGAACACUACACAGAUUAAUCUUCAGCGCAUCUGCUUCUCUCUACAGUACGCAUGAAGUGGGUAACAGGAAACUGCUGUUUUCAUUCUCUUCCUGGAAAUACUCUAAUAACUCUAGCACGAGCUGUCGGCCUUCCUCAUUGAUCGUUUUUCCGGGCAUUGUACAAUUUUAUAUUUAAGAUUGAUAACAGGACAACUCGAAUUGCACGUCGAUGUCAAGUAAGUUGUCACUCUUACAAAUAUUAUUGAAGCGCACUCAAACUUAACGAGUCGGAGACACACAACUAAAAAACGGAUGUCUUUGAGCUUUCCGCACAAACGUUCACACACAUGUAUGUAUAUGUAUGAGAGAGAUUGAGAUGUACAAAGUGAUACUGGUUGUCUUACUUUGACCGGCCAAGAACGGUGAUUUCAACUAUAUCAAAAUUGAUAUAUUUGACAUAAAGCGCUUCAGCGCUGUAGUUCUCUGAAUGUGCCUCUUGUAACAAGUACAAUACAAGCAGGCAUAUACAUAAAUUUAACUAAAUUUCACAAAAAAUCUAAAAUGGACACAUAUAAUAUGGCACGGAAUUUUCAGUACCUAUGGCAACACUGUGCUGUUCACACAUGCCACGUACAACACUUUAAAUCACACGGGCCUCACUAAAAUUGCAGCGCUCGAUCGAACGCGCGUCGAUAGUGUCCUAUUUCAUAUACCGUGCAAACCAUUUAGGGUUGAAGUCGGUAGAAUUUCAAUGUGUACCAGAGAGAAGCAAGAGAAGCUUGCAACACAUAUGUUGGAAAAAGUUAGAAAGAGCGGGUACACAAGUAAUCACCAACUUUACUGCCAACGAUAGCGAAGAAGAUCAUGGAGAACUCUUUCUAACAUACGAGUUGCAUGUUUCUAUCGCUUCUCUCUCUCGUACCUAUUGAAACCCGGCCAACCCCAACCGUAAAUGAUUCGCACGGUACACCAAUUUGAUGCGAGACGCUCGUUUUUCGGCGGUGCGAUAACUUGUUGCCUGUGUGUACGGGCAGUAAAGUAAUUUGAAAAAAUACUCAUAUUGUUCGAGAAGAUAGAAAAAAGAAUAAAACCUUCACUCCUUCAAUCGGAGUGUACAACUUCUACGUUUGUAAAGAUUAUAUCAUUAAUAAAUCGGUUUGCCAGUCGUAGAUGUUUUUUUGUGAAGGUGUUAAAUCUACAAAAUAGUAUAACGGUGAUCCAUUACGAAUGAGAUCUUAUUGAUUUUUUUUUAUUCUUGUAUUCGAAUAUAAUAACAAUUUUAUAUUGUCAUCCUCCUGUCCAGACCUGGUAUGUCCGCAGCGAGACGCGGAAGGAACAUGAACUAUAUGAGAAACUCUAUCAUCAUUACAUUCAAAUAUUAUGAGAUUAAAAAGAAUCAAAUAAUUACUGUAUGAAACUGAGAUAUGGCACGCCGCCCUAUAAUGAAAAAGUAUUUGUUACACCUCAUAAGAAGGCAGACGACCAGAAAAUUAAAAAAAUGUAUACCUACAUGUACUUCGAAGCUUUGAUAUGAAUUCUUCAAGGAUGAGAACCUAUCUUUUUAAAGGUUAAUAAUGUAUAGAAGAGAAUUGAUGUCCACAAUUAUUAAGCUUUGCACCUUUUUUUUGAAAACCAUGUGCAAUUUUUAUAUGUUUCUAUUUAUCUGUAGUUUAUGUAAAAAAACAAGGGGUUCUUAACCCCAAUAGAAUCCAUACGGCUAAAAUACCAAAAAUUCUGUAAAUAGAAUUAGCGUAAAUAAUUUAUUUAUUGUACUAAAGUGGCUUUUGUAGUUUAGCAUCACCUUUUGUACCUACUUAAUAAAGAAAAAUUGAGAA